This is a messenger RNA of Coprinopsis cinerea okayama7#130, 1833 nucleotides long. RefSeq lists its product as hypothetical. Lineage: Eukaryota; Fungi; Basidiomycota; Agaricomycetes; Agaricales; Psathyrellaceae. The transcript is spliced from 13 exons. The coding region runs from base 1 to 1833 and encodes 610 amino acids. The record is from RefSeq and is a predicted model, not a curated record.
AUGGGCCCACCCACAAAAUCAAGCAACAAAAAGGCAGUCAACCCUUCCCAAGCGAAGGCGCCAAAGACUUUGCGGUCUUCCUCAAGGUCUGCCAGCGUUAAGAAGACCACGGCUGCCACCAAGAAAAAUGUUAAGUCUAAAGAGGUGGUCGAAGAUACCGACGGUGAAGAGCGGCCUGAUGACCCUGCUCUCCCUUCCACUCCUCCUAGCCACGGUCGCUCUCUACGUAAGCGGUCUGCCCCUGCUCCCGAGACUCCGUCAAGUGCUUUGAAAAGUCUGUCCCUCGAAUCACCUACUAAAAAGGCUCGUAGGGGAUCCGUUCCUGCCCUUAAGCCUACGCUAGGUUCCCCAUUCGUCGAGAUCAAGAAAAGUCCUGUCAAGGCGAACACCCUUCGAACGUCCUGUUCCCCAAAGAAGGUUCCGGCGAAAGCGGCGCGCCAAGAGGUUAUCGAGGACGAUUUUGUCGUACCUGACGAAGACGAAGGGGACGAGUGCAGCGACGGUGACGAUUACCAGCCCGAAGACGACGGAAAUGAGGACUGUGCCCAAGAAGACUCCGAGCCUGAGGCUGUAGCCACGGACGGUGAAGAUCUCGAGGAUGAUGUGGAAGACUUUGUUGGAGAGAAUGUGGACGAUGAAGGUGCGACGUCGGACGUAGAGACUCAGGAGGCCAGCGACGAGGAAGACGGCGAGGAGGAAAUCGAGCACCAAGGAGACGAAGAGGGUGGUGAGGCGUCGGCCGAUGGUUCUGAUGAAGAAGAGGGGAGUGAUACCGAGAUUUACGAGCCCGGAGCCUUCUUCCCAAGAGUUCUGAGCUCAAGAGAUCCCGUUCUCGAUAUCGACAGCUUGCAGGAUCCCAAUGCACCUGAAGGUGUGUAUCCUGACGAUCUAUCCCUAUUGAGGCCUGGAUCCAUCGAGUCCCGUACCGAUAAUGAGGCCACCAACAUUCUUCCCUCGGCCAUUCAAAGGUCCUUGCCCCAGGUCAAAGACGCCGUCAUAUGGCGUCAUCUCGUUUGGUCCGGAAACAAAAACGCUGUGAACCUGGCUAGGGUUGCUGUCGGUUCUGUUGGCAGUAGACCAUACGAGCGGGAGAAUACUGAGCUGAUAGUUCGUGGUCGAGGAACUGCAAUCUGUGUUGUCUUUGGGCUCGUCCAGGAGUCAAACUUAUAUUCUCCUCGCCUGUGGAAUGGGAACACGCCCGGAGAAAGGCAGGAGUUCGUCAGCUUCAACCUUCUCGUUAACCCUUUCACCUUCGAGCGUCAACGAAUCAUGGCCCACACUGUUAUGGCGAUGAACAACUGGUCCAUGAAGUCUACUGAGCACAAGGGUGGUUUGAAUUUGACGACGUUGUCUGCGAAGAUUGGCACUCCGGCCACCAAAAAGAAGGAACCAAACACAUUCUUCGAUCUCACGGCCAACAUGGUCAACACCGCCAGCGCUGGAUAUGGCAGCAUUUCCCCUCGCAGGUACACAGAGAAAGUCCCGGUCUACGACGCCACUGGAAUUGAGGACUUUGACAUCGACAAUCACAUCGACGACCUCAGUGGCACCCUCCCUCAAUGGCCAGAAGGCAAGGAGAUCCCAAUUCUGUCUCUCGUUAUCGCCGGCUACACAGUUCGCCACUCCCUGGGUACCAACAGCAACAAGUGGCUCAUGAACACGUACAUCCAAUGGGUAAUUGUGAUCGCUGACAAGGACCAAGCUGCCGGUUUCCCUGCACCAAAAGCGUCGAAGGCGAAAGCCAGCGCCAAAGCAACGUCCACGAAAACUCCCAAGUCGGCGGCGGCUACCCAAAAACCCUCCAGGAGCUCCAGGUCGGCAAAGAAGACUUAA